CUUACUGGACCAAUAGCAGAGCUCGUUGUAUUUUGGGAUACGGUGUCACUCAUUUAUAUUUGUUGUAAUCGCAUUGGACUCGCUCAGAACGCCUGCGAACGUGAGUGCAAUUAAGUGUGUAUUCCUGCUAUCACUCAAUGUGUUACCAUUGCGAUUAUUGGACUGUUAGAGUGUGAAACAAGUGAAGUUUGUGUGAAUUGUUCUUUCAAAGUCAUACCCAUUGUGCAAAGGACUUUAAGGGUGCAUUUAACGAUUGCUAGUCAUUUUCAGAAUACUAUUUCCAUAUAGUAGGAUACCACAGUUUUCUUCAGCAAUAAUGUGUUUUUGUUUAACUUGCAUAAUCAAAAACUUUAGCCGCCAUCUUGAAUUUUUUAAAUAUUUGUCAAUCCUUAAAUGGGCGAGAUCUUUGAUCAGUCUAUUUUUAACGUUGGGGCGUAGACCUGCAAUUGUUUUAAUUGAAGAAUCGUUAUUUCAUCAUCGUGACGAACAAACGUCUAAAAAUAGAACACAAUUUCGGUACAACCUGAGAUUUUAUUACGUAACAAUCGCUUCGGUUCUGUAACACCAUUUUCGUGCCAAAUAGUUCAACAAUGCUGAAAAGUUUUGGCAUCGCGCACAAUUUCGUUAGUUGCCACAAAUACUGCGGCUAAAUAUAGACGCGAGGCAUUGCCUACUUAAUUGGGUUAUUAUUUUCGAUUUAGACGUUUUGUUUUGCGCGAAGAAAACUUGAAGGCUCCUAGGGCUGUAUUACGUGUCUCGAUAGCCCACUUCUCGUCCGUUCAACAUGCCAAAACCACAAGCACAAGAGGGGGAUGAUCCCGAUCCAACCCCAUACUUGUUCGUUUCUUUGGAACAGAAACGUAUCGACCAAUCGAAACCCUACGACGCCAAAAAGUCAUGCUGGGUGCCGGACGACAAGGAAGGUUUCUUGCUUGGAGAAAUCAGGGGAACCAAAGGAGACCUUAUCACCGUAGGACUUCCCGGAGGAGAGGAAAAACCAUUCAAAAAAGACCUUGUCACUCAAGUCAAUCCUCCCAAAUAUGAAAAAGCCGAGGAUAUGUCCAACUUGACAUACCUUAAUGACGCCUCCGUUUUGCACAAUUUGAAACAAAGAUACUAUGCUAAGCUCAUCUACACUUAUUCCGGUCUUUUCUGCGUCGCUAUCAACCCCUACAAGCGUUUCCCAGUAUACACCAACCGUUGCGCCAAGUUGUACCGUGGUAAGAGGCGUAAUGAAGUGCCACCCCAUAUUUUCGCCAUUUCUGACGGUGCCUACGUUAACAUGCUCAACAACCACGAAAAUCAAUCUAUGUUGAUUACUGGUGAGUCUGGUGCCGGUAAAACUGAAAACACGAAAAAGGUAAUUGCCUACUUCGCCACCGUUGGUGCCGGAAAGAAGACCGAAGAAGAUAAGAAGAAGGGAUCCUUGGAAGAUCAGGUCGUACAAACUAACCCUGUGCUAGAAGCCUUCGGUAACGCUAAGACCGUGCGUAAUGACAACUCUUCCCGUUUCGGUAAAUUCAUCCGUAUUCACUUCGGCCCCACUGGUAAAUUGGCUGGUGCUGAUAUCGAAACUUACUUGCUUGAAAAGGCUCGUGUCAUCUCCCAACAAACUUUGGAGAGAUCCUACCACAUUUUCUACCAGAUGAUGUCUGGAUCUGUGAAAGGACUUAAAGAAAUGUGUUUGUUAAACCAACCCGUUAGCGAAUAUCACUUUGUCGCACAAGGCAAAACCAGUAUUCCCGGUGUUGAUGACGGUGAAGAAUGUACUUUAACUGACCAAGCUUUCGAUAUCCUUGGUUUCACCCAAGAAGAGAAAAAUGAUAUCUACAAGAUCACCGCCUCUGUUAUGCACAUGGGUUGCAUGAAGUUCAAGCAAAGAGGUCGUGAGGAACAAGCUGAAGCUGACGGUACAGAAGAAGGUGAACGUAUCGCUAAACUUUUGGGUAUCGAUGCCCCUGGCUUGUACCAAGCUUUGUGCAAGCCCAGGAUCAAGGUCGGUAACGAGUUCGUCACCCAAGGUCGUAAUGUCAACCAAGUAUCCUACUCCGUGGGUGCCAUGUCAAAGGCCAUGUUUGACAGAAUCUUCAAGUUUUUGGUUAAGAAGUGUAACGAAACCCUUGACACCAAACAAAAAAGACAACAUUUCAUUGGUGUACUGGAUAUUGCAGGUUUCGAAAUUUUCGACUUCAACGGCUUUGAACAGCUCUGUAUCAACUUUACUAACGAAAAGUUGCAACAAUUCUUUAACCACCACAUGUUCGUUUUGGAACAAGAAGAAUACAAAACUGAAGGUAUCGAAUGGACCUUUAUCGAUUUCGGUAUGGAUUUGGCCGCUUGUAUCGAGUUGAUCGAAAAGCCUAUGGGUAUCUUGUCCAUCCUUGAAGAAGAAUCUAUGUUCCCCAAGGCUACUGAUGCUUCCUUCGUAGAAAAAUUGAACACCAAUCACUUGGGCAAAUCUCCUAACUACCAAAAACCAAAACCACCAAAGCCAGGUCAGCAACCUGCUCACUUCACCCUUGGUCAUUAUGCCGGUAACGUACCAUACAACAUCACUGGUUGGUUGGAGAAGAACAAGGAUCCCCUUAACGACACCGUCGUCGACUUGUACAAGAAGGGUACCAACAAGCUUUUGGUAGAAAUCUUCGCUGACCAUCCAGGUCAAACUGGACCAGCUGAUGCUGGCGGCAAAGGUGGUGGCCGUGGUAAGAAGGGAGGUGGCUUUGCUACUGUAUCUUCUUCCUACAAGGAACAAUUGAACAACUUGAUGACCACAUUGAGGUCCACCCAACCCCAUUUCGUCCGUUGUAUCAUCCCCAACGAAUUGAAACAACCCGGUGUCAUUGACUCUCACUUGGUAAUGCACCAGCUCACCUGUAACGGUGUACUUGAAGGUAUCCGUAUCUGUAGGAAAGGUUUCCCCAACAGGAUGGUGUACCCUGACUUCAAGCUUCGUUAUCAAAUCUUGAACCCAGCUGCCGUCGCCAAGGAAUCCGACCCUAAAAAAUGCGCCGACCUCAUCUUGCAAGCCUCUGGGCUUGACCAAGAAUUAUUCCGUCUCGGUCACACUAAGGUAUUCUUCCGCGCUGGUGUCUUGGGUCAGAUGGAAGAGUUGCGUGACGACCGUCUCGGCAAAAUCGUCACCUGGAUGCAAUCUUGGGUACGUGGUUACCUCUCGAGAAAGGAAUUCAAGAAGUUGCAAGAACAACGUUUGGCCCUCCAAGUGUGCCAAAGGAACUUGCGCAAAUACCUCAAGCUCCGUACCUGGCCAUGGUACAAGUUGUGGCAAAAAGUCAAGCCCCUCCUCAACGUCACCCGUGUCGAGGAUGAAAUUGCCAAACUCGAAGAGAAAGCAGCUAAAGCCGUCGAAGCUUUGGAACGUGAAACCAAAGCCAAGAAAGAACUGGAAGGUCUUUACGCCAAACUUUUGGCUGAAAAGACUGAACUUCUCAACUCUUUGGAAGGCGAGAAGGGAUCUCUCUCCGAAACCCAAGAAAGGGCCAACAAACUCCAAGCUCAAAAGAACGAUCUUGAAUCUCAAUUAUCUGAAGUCCAAGAUCGUUUGAGCCAAGAGGAAGAUGCCCGCAACCAGCUCAUGCAACAAAAGAAGAAAUUGGAGCAGGAACUCAAUGGCUACAAGAAGGAUAUGGAAGAUUUGGAACUUAACUUCCAGAAAUCCGAGCAAGACAAGGCCACCAAGGACCACCAAAUCAGGAACUUGAACGACGAGAUCGCCCACCAAGACGAACUCAUCAACAAGUUGAACAAGGAGAAGAAACUCUCCGGCGAGAACAACCAGAAGGUCGCCGAAGAACUCCAAGCCGCCGAAGACAAGGUCAACCACUUGAACAAGGUUAAGGCUAAGUUGGAACAAACUCUCGACGAAUUGGAAGACUCCUUGGAACGCGAGAAGAAACUUCGCGGUGAUGUUGAGAAGUCCAAGAGGAAGAUCGAAGGUGACUUGAAACUCACCCAAGAGGCCGUCGCCGAUCUUGAACGCAACAAGAAGGAGUUGGAACAAACAAUCCAACGCAAGGACAAGGAAAUUUCCUCCUUGAACGCCAAAUUGGAGGACGAACAAUCAGUCGUUGGCAAACAACAAAAGCAAGUCAAGGAACUCCAAGCCCGCAUCGAAGAAUUGGAAGAGGAAGUCGAGGCUGAAAGACAAGCCCGCUCCAAGGCCGAAUCUCAACGCGCUGGAUUGGCCCGCGAAUUGGAAGAACUUGGCGAACGUCUCGAAGAAGCUGGCGGUGCCACCUCCGCUCAGAUCGAGCUCAACAAGAAACGUGAAGCCGAACUCGCCAAAUUGCGUCGUGACCUCGAAGAAUCCAACAUCCAACACGAAGGUACCCUCGCCAAUCUCCGCAAGAAGCACAAUGACGCCGUUUCCGAAAUGGGAGAGCAGAUCGACCAACUCAACAAACUCAAGGCUAAGGCUGAAAAGGACAAGGCUCAAUACUUUGGUGAACUCAAUGACCUCCGUGCCUCCGUUGACCAUUUGGCUAACGAAAAGGCCGCCAUUGAAAAGGUUUCCAAACAAUUGCAACAACAACUCAACGACACCCAAGGCAAACUCGACGAAACCAACCGCACUCUCAACGACUUCGACGCAUCAAAGAAGAAGCUUUCCAUCGAAAACUCCGACCUCCUCAGGCAAUUGGAGGAAGCCGAAUCCCAAGUUUCUCAACUCAGCAAGAUCAAGGUAUCUCUCACCACCCAAUUGGAAGACACCAAGAGGUUGGCCGAUGAGGAAGGUCGCGAGCGCGCUACCCUUCUCGGCAAGUUCCGCAACUUGGAACACGACUUGGACAACAUCCGCGAACAAGUCGAAGAAGAAGCCGAAGCCAAGGCUGACAUCCAACGUCAACUCAGCAAAGCUAACGCCGAAGCCCAAUUGUGGCGCCAGAAAUACGAAUCUGAAGGUGUCGCCCGCUCCGAAGAGCUCGAAGAAGCCAAGAGGAAGCUCCAAGCUCGUUUGGCUGAAGCCGAAGAAACAAUCGAAUCUCUCAACCAAAAGGUUGUUGCUCUCGAAAAGACCAAGCAACGUUUGGCCACCGAAGUCGAAGACUUGCAACUCGAGGUCGACCGUGCUACUGCCAUUGCCAACGCCGCCGAAAAGAAACAAAAGGCAUUCGACAAGAUCAUUGGAGAAUGGAAACUCAAGGUUGACGACCUUGCCGCUGAACUCGACGCCAGCCAGAAGGAAUGCCGCAACUACUCCACCGAGUUGUUCAGACUCAAGGGAGCCUACGAAGAAGGACAAGAACAAUUGGAAGCCGUCCGCCGUGAAAACAAGAACUUGGCCGAUGAAGUCAAGGAUCUCCUUGACCAAAUUGGUGAAGGUGGCCGCAACAUCCACGAAAUCGAAAAGGCAAGAAAACGCUUGGAAGCCGAGAAAGACGAACUCCAAGCUGCCCUCGAAGAAGCCGAAGCCGCUUUGGAACAAGAAGAAAACAAAGUACUUCGCGCUCAACUUGAACUUUCUCAAGUCCGUCAAGAAAUUGACCGCAGAAUCCAAGAGAAAGAAGAAGAAUUCGAAAACACCCGCAAGAACCACCAACGCGCCCUCGACUCCAUGCAAGCUUCCCUCGAAGCCGAAGCCAAGGGUAAAGCUGAGGCUCUUCGCAUGAAGAAGAAGUUGGAAGCCGACAUCAACGAAUUGGAAAUCGCUUUGGACCACGCCAACAAGGCUAACGCUGAGGCCCAAAAGACCAUCAAACGCUACCAACAACAACUUAAGGACACCCAAACCGCCCUUGAAGAGGAACAACGCGCUCGUGACGAAGCCCGCGAACAACUCGGAAUCUCCGAACGUCGCGCCAACGCUCUCCAAAACGAGUUGGAAGAAUCCCGCACCCUCUUGGAACAAGCCGACCGCGCUCGUCGCCAAGCCGAACAAGAAUUGGGAGACGCCCACGAACAACUCAACGACCUCUCCGCCCAAAACGCUUCCUUGUCCGCCUCCAAGAGGAAGUUGGAAUCCGAACUCCAAACCCUCCACUCUGACCUCGAUGAGCUCCUCAACGAGGCCAAGAACUCCGAAGAGAAGGCCAAGAAGGCUAUGGUUGAUGCUGCUCGUUUAGCCGACGAACUCCGCGCCGAACAAGACCACGCCCAAACCCAGGAAAAACUCCGCAAGGCCCUCGAAACCCAAAUCAAGGACCUCCAAGUCCGUCUCGAUGAGGCCGAAGCCAACGCCCUCAAGGGAGGCAAGAAGGCCAUCGCCAAGUUGGAACAACGCGUAAGAGAGUUGGAAAACGAAUUGGACGGCGAACAAAGAAGACACGCCGACGCCCAGAAGAACUUGAGGAAAUCAGAACGUCGCAUCAAGGAGUUGAGCUUCCAAGCCGAAGAAGACCGCAAGAACCACGAACGUAUGCAAGACCUGGUCGACAAACUCCAACAAAAGAUCAAGACCUACAAGAGGCAGAUCGAGGAAGCCGAAGAAAUCGCCGCCCUCAACUUGGCCAAAUUCCGCAAGGCCCAACAAGAAUUGGAGGAAGCCGAAGAACGCGCCGACCUCGCUGAACAAGCCAUCGCCAAAUUCCGCGCGAAGGGACGUGCUGGAUCCACUGCCAGAGGAGUCAGCCCAGCUCCAUCAACAGCAUCUCAGGCACCAAAACAACGGAUUGCUGUCUCAAUCGAGUAAUGCAUAAAGACUUGUAAGUGAGGGCAAACCCCUCUUCUUGUAAAUAGAAACCUUAUGUUGUAUCUGUCGGAAAAUUGUACAACAUGUAAUUCGUAAACGAUUUGUAUUAUAGUAAACUGUUUCAUGUAGAUUUUCAACAGUAUACCGCUCAAAAGCACACUGUAGUGUAGUGUUCUAAUACUUUCGUCUGAUAUGUUAAGUAAUGUCCUUUAUGAUAUAUUCUAGCGUUAACGUCAACUCAAAAGCAUUCUUACAAUGUAAGUAAGUCCAGUUUACAUCCAGAUAGUCCAGUGACUAGCAUGUAACAUCUAACGAAUUAGAUCUCCUUUAAUCUAAGAAUGCUUAUUUAAUCAUAAGCGUAAUAAGAUAACCCCCUUACAAAUACCUACGGUAAAGACAGGGAAGAAGGGGUAAACAUAUUAUCUUAAACAUUGUUUUAAUGUAUUCUUUUUAUCUUUUCUAGCCACCAAGGCAGCGCCCAACCUCCGACGGCAUGACCUUCCCACCCAGGUUUGACCUAGGCGAUGACUUCUAAAAAGUUAGCGCUGUGUUUAGAUAUAUAUUUUACGAACAUUCUGCGCGGUGAUGCCAACCGAACCGCGUGACUUUUAAUUUACACACAUUUAUUUAUUUAUUUUUUAUUUUUGUUUUUGAGGUUUAGAAUUGUAUUUUGAAUGAUUCCGUAAUCCAAAUAUGCGUAAAGAGAACGCAGAGGAUUUUAGGGUAGAGAGACACGUAACUUCCAUCAAUAUUCAGCCCUGGUUUUUCUGUGUUCUCAAAAUGCCAACUGUAUUUUAUAAAUAGGAUCUAAAAUGUAUUGUAUGUGUGACAUGUAUGGCUUAAGGCACCAAUAAACAAAUUAUAUCGUUAUUGUAUUUAUUUUUCAUUAUCGUGUUCUUUUUCCUUUCACAAAUCAUUCUUUAUAAACUCUACUGUACUUAUUUUGUUGUUUAUUGUUAAUAUUUUAUUGUUUAAUAAAUAUAAUAUAUAUACAUA
Messenger RNA from Brassicogethes aeneus, 7645 nucleotides. The record is from the annotation of a GenBank genome assembly. NCBI's taxonomy places the organism in Eukaryota, Metazoa, Arthropoda, Insecta, Coleoptera, Nitidulidae.